UCACAGAUGAGAUCAGAAGAUAGUAUAGUUUAUAUCAUGUUUAUUAAAUCAUUUUACAAUACUAUUUUACUUAUGUUUGAACAAGUCAUAACAAGUUUUUUUUUGUGUGAAAUCCCGAAAGGUGCUUGCUCAAGUAAAUUAUUUUAAUUUGUAAACUACCCAUAUUUACGAUAGUUAGAUAAAAUAAGUGAUGGCAAAAUUUAUUUUGUGACAUUUUAAAAAAGGUGAAUGUGAACUAUGUUUAAAGCUUUAAAAUGGCAAAAUCUGGCCCACAAGACGUAAAUUCUGAAGACAAGCAAGCAGAAGCCAAAGCAAAACCGUCUAAAAGUCAACCGCAGCCCCUAUAUCAAACCUCAGAUAAUGAUACUACUGAUACACUGCUUGUUACUGCUCCAUUAAAAACAACAACUCUAAUUAGCAUUUGCAUUGAAUCUUUAGUUAAGAGUCUCUGUAAUAUGUAUGAGGCUGAUAAUGAAAAAUCAAAGCAUAUUUACAGUUUGAUUUGUGAAAAAUUAUUUGAAAUGAAAUUAAUUGAUGAAAGUUACAAUAUGGAUGAAUUUGAAGGUAUGAGAAACCAGUAUCAAAGAGCUUUAUACCAUUUAGUAACUACUGCCAGGGGAGGUGAAAAAUCAGCUCCCAUGCAACCUGCAUGGCCUUCCAAUGAUGUUACUAACGAAUGGUCCCAUUAUUACCGAGAAUUUGAUGAAUUAGAGUAUAUUGCAGGAGGAGGUUUUGGUCAAGUGUACAGAGUUAAACACAAAUUGGAUGGAACAGAAUAUGCAAUUAAAAAAAUUUUUAUUCAAUCAGAAAGUGUAAAGUCAAUAAUGAAUUACUUGUCUGAAGUAAAAACAUUUGCGUCAUUAAAUCAUUUCAAUAUAGUUCAAUAUAAAGCAGCAUGGUUAGAGUUGGGGGCAGCAGUGACUGAAAACAUCAUAACUGAUUCAACAGACAAUAGUUACCCUUUUAUAGAUGGAAAUUCCAUAACUUUGAAUAGAGUUGAAAUACAAGAACAUUUGGAUGACCACAUCAACAUUUUGACUGAAGCAGAUGCAGAUCUACCGGAAAAAGUAGAAAGUUCUUCAGACUUUGAAAUUAGCUUUGAAGAAAAUGGAAAAUUUCAUUCAAACAGGGAACUAUCAGGAAGUAAUGGUUUCAAGAAGUCUAGAGUAAAAAAAAACAGUAUUUCAGAAGGAGGAAAUGCAAUUUGUAAACUUGAGGAGAUUCAGAAUUUAAUUCCAGCAAAAAAUCGUCCAAAAUGGGCCACAUUAUAUAUUCAGAUGUCCUUAUGUCAAGCUACUUUGAAACAGUGGCUGGAGAAAAGGAAUUCAACUGAGAACCAAUUGAAGCAUAGUGAAUCUACUUUGGUGUCUGUUAAUGCACUGCAAACAAGGCAAAACACGAUAAUAGAAAUAUUUAAACAGUUAUUACAUGGAAUUGAAUACAUCCACUCAAAAAACAUUGUACAUCAUGAUAUAAAACCUAGUAAUAUUUUUAUUCAGCAUGAAAGUGGACACUUGUUGGUACAGUUAGGAGAUUUUGGCUUAGCAUGUCCCUUGCAAAAUGCCAGACACACUUUGGCUUUUGGAACUAAAUUGUAUGCUGCACCUGAACAACUUAUGGGUAAAUGUGAUCCAAAGAGUGAUAUGUAUUCAGUGGGAAUUGUUUUGUUAGAAUUGGUAGAAACCUUUAAUACUGACAUGGAAAGAGUUCAUACAAUAACAGAUCUCCGAAAAGGACACCUUUCAGACCACACUUUAUCGCACUAUCCACAGAUUGCAUCAAUAAUUAAACAGCUUGUGAAACGGCAUCCUGAACACAGACCUGAUGCCACCUUUGUUUUGAAAAGUCUUCACACUGACGACGGUGAAUCUGGUCUUAUUCAGGAACUAAAAGAUAAACUAGCCGAAAAAGAAUUAGAAAUAGUAAAACUAAAAGAAAAACUAAAAAGCAUGGGCGUUAACAACAUUUAAUUAUGGCUUUAAAGUGUUUAGUUAUUUUAAAUCCACUUUUUUUUAUUUGUAAAGGCUGUGCUUAUCAUCUUUCUUUAAAAGUAAAAGUUGUUUUAGUUCAACACGUCGGGUAUAUAUUUUUGGUAUAUUGUGCUACAUUUGUCAGUCAUCAUUUAAUGUAUUGUUUCGAAACUUUUCUCCUUGAAAGAACAAUAGUAUGUAUAUAAGUAUGUAUGCCAUAUUUUAAAUUUUAUUGUGGUAAAAACUACUUGAAAGUUCACUUUCUACUUAUAAUUUUAUGCGUUUGCAGUACAAAAAAACAGCACAGCUUACAUUAUUGUUGAGGCUGUUUAGUGAGAUUAAGUGUGUGCCUAAAAAGAUGCUACAUACCCUUUUCUUAAUCUCAUAUGGGUAUGUGGUGUUGUAAUCGUUUAAUAGUCAUACUAAAUGCUGAUAUAAUAUUAUGUUUACUAUA
Messenger RNA from Agrilus planipennis (emerald ash borer), 2424 nucleotides. Its product is annotated as eukaryotic translation initiation factor 2-alpha kinase 1-like. NCBI's taxonomy places the organism in Eukaryota, Metazoa, Arthropoda, Insecta, Coleoptera, Buprestidae. The coding region runs from base 255 to 1970 and encodes 571 amino acids. Gene Ontology annotation, biological process: protein phosphorylation. The record is from RefSeq and is a predicted model, not a curated record. The transcript is spliced from 4 exons. Gene Ontology annotation, molecular function: ATP binding; protein kinase activity.